AUAUAUUAAUGCUUUGUUUUCUGAUUUGAUUUUUUCAGAUGCACCCAAAGCAUGCAAGACCUUGGCAGACAUCAUCUUUGUGCUGGAUUCUUCUGGUAGCAUCGGUGCUGACAACUACAUCAAGAUGUUGCAAUUCGCAGCCAACAUCACUGAUAGGUUUACCUUAGGCGUCAAUGAUGUUCUAUUUGCUGAGAUUAUCUACGGCGCAGUCGUUCAAAAAAUGUUUGAUUUUAAUGACAAUAUGGACGCCACAAGUUUAAAAAUGGCAAUCUUACACACUCCAUACUUGAAACAAGCAACCAGGACAGACAGAGCCUUGAACUAUGUCAUCAACAGUACCAUGCUAGAUCCCAACUACUCUGGUGCCAGACUCAAUGCCAAGAAAAUUGUCAUUUUGAUGACUGACGGAGCCUCAGACUUCCCAGCUUUAACUAAGGAAGCCGCUCAGAAAGUGAAAGAACGAGGUCUGUCUAUCAUUGCUGUCGGUAUCGCCAAUGCCAACAUAGAUGAGCUGAAAAAUAUGGCCAGCACGGUGGAUGACGUGUUCAAGGCUGACACAUUUGACGACCUGAAGAAGAUUGCUGAGAAAGUUACACAACGUACUUGCGACAAGAUCAGUUGUUGAUGAAUUGACUCCAAUAAACAAUCAACACUAAAGAUCAGGAUAUUGAGUGAAUCGCUUUUAUAAAUAAAAUACGAAACACAUCUGCUGACAAAA
Molecule: messenger RNA, 718 nt
Organism: Biomphalaria glabrata
Lineage: Eukaryota; Metazoa; Mollusca; Gastropoda; Planorbidae
Product: collagen alpha-5(VI) chain-like
Exons: 5
Coding region: 125-625 (166 amino acids)
Source: RefSeq, a predicted model, not a curated record